Brassica napus (rape) is the source of this 2191-nucleotide messenger RNA. Its product is annotated as heat stress transcription factor C-1. Gene Ontology annotation, cellular component: nucleus. The transcript has a single exon. The record is from RefSeq and is a predicted model, not a curated record. Bases 966 to 1886 code for a protein of 306 amino acids. Gene Ontology annotation, molecular function: RNA polymerase II cis-regulatory region sequence-specific DNA binding; DNA-binding transcription factor activity. NCBI's taxonomy places the organism in Eukaryota, Viridiplantae, Streptophyta, Magnoliopsida, Brassicales, Brassicaceae. Gene Ontology annotation, biological process: regulation of transcription by RNA polymerase II.
CACAAGCUAGAGAACGCACAACAAUACAUGUUUUCUUUUGGGUAGUUAAGACUCUCUCUUUUUAGGUUUUUCAUUCAUAUAAAUAGCAAAGAGUACAUGAAGCAAAGAAAUAGAAAGUGGAGCAUCAACUCCUAACAAACAUGAAUGAGAAACGUGACACGAGGAUUGGCCUAUAGUCAAGGAAGACCGCUUCUCUUAUUAAUGAAACUAGAAAAUAUAAAUAAGUCGUGAGACUCUUUCAUGCGAGAUACUUGCCGUUUGGUUAACGUCGUCUAGAUGAUCUCCUACUUGCCACCUAAGCCUGGCUUCUAGCUAGUAUCCUAUCAUUAGAGGAUGCGUCCCAAAGAAGCUAAUCGUGUAUGCAUCCAAAUACACUCACGAGUUCGAAGACAGUCACGGCUUUGGUUGGAAGUACGACACCGAGCCUUCUCAUGAUUGGAGUACACUGAUCGCCAACAAGAACGCUGAGCUGCAGCGCCUGACUGCUAUCUAUAAAUGUCCAUAGAUGUUCCGUUGAUGUCCAAAGAUGGUUUGCAUCUAUUUGUAAGAAUUAAGAUUGUAAGAACAUCUUUGAAAGUUUUUGGGUGGUCUGAUUUCAUCAGUUGUUUUUGUUUUGUAGAUAUGUAUGUGUCAGAGCAUCAAUGUCUAAAGUCGUUGUUUCCUUCCAAAUAUCCAAAUGAAGUAUUGCCAACUGCCAAGUUAGUAAUAUGAAGCACCUGCAUGGGUCCUACACUUGCUCGCGACACCGCAAAAGCAAAACACGAACUCGCCACGUUAUCACAAAAGCAAAGCCACGUCACACCAUCUCACUGUCAACGACACUUACUACUAUUACUAUACUAUUUCCCGUUUCACAUUGCCUAUCUAUUUUGAUAAACCCAAAGCUGCCUCCUUAAUUUCUUUACCAACAGCAACCAUAUAAACAUAAAGCAGAAAUAAAAGGAAAAAAAGAAAGAGAGAAAAAAAUGGAGGACAAAAACAAUAACACUACCAGCACGAACACUAACGUGAUCGCACCAUUCGUUGCCAAAACAUAUCAGAUGGUCAACGAUCCUUCGACCGAUUGGCUCAUCACCUGGGGACCUGCCCACAACAGCUUCAUCGUCGCUGACCCUCUCGAUUUCUCUCAACGCAUCUUGCCUGCUUAUUUCAAACACAACAACUUCAGCAGCUUCGUUCGUCAGCUCAACACCUACGGUUUCAGGAAAGUGGAUCCCGACCGGUGGGAGUUCGCGAACGAGCAUUUCCUCAGAGGUCAGAAGCACCUGCUCAAGAACAUAACGCGUAGGAAACACGCGCGUGGGAUGAUGGAUGUGGAGGACGGCGAGAUCGUGAAGGAGAUCGAGCGGCUGAGAGACGAGCAGAGGGAGCUUGAGCUGGAGAUUCAGAGGAUGAACCAAAGGAUCGAGGCGACGGAGAAGAGGCCGGAGCAGAUGAUGGCGUUUCUCUACAAGGUCGUUGAUGAUCCCGACCUCCUCCCGAGGAUGAUGCUCGAGAAGGAGCGAUUGGUCUCCGACAAGAAGAAGCGUCGUGUCACGGUGAAGUCAGAGGAAGGGGCAGAGGAGGAGGAGAGGGUCUUUGGUGUGGUUUCACCGUCGCCUUCCCCGCCGGAGAAUUCAAUAGGAUGGGUUGUUCCCAUGCAGAGGCAGGGGACGUUUGGUAGUUACUACAACGAGACGGGUAUGGUGGCGAACUCGAUGAGGUCCACUUCGUCGAAGUCAUCAUCGUUGACGUCGACGUUGUCGUUGCCGGAGAGCGUAAACGGAGGAUGUGGGAGUGUUCAGGGGGAGACAAGGGACAAAAAAGCGGCGACGUUUGGAGGAGUGGUGGAGUCAAAUCCACAAACACCGCCUUAUCCGUUUUCUUUAUUUCGAGGUGGCUUUUAGAUCUAUUAGCUUCACAUGAAAUAUGAUCUUUGGUUCUUCUUUAUGUUACUAUUUGUUAUCAUUUUUCUUAAACUAUUUGUAAUGUAUAACCAACCAAUAAUAAAUAGGACAGAUCGAUAGUUGUUAGUUUCGUGAGUAUCAGGACAGGGAGACUGUGUCAGUAGUCAUAUCGUUUUAUAGAAAGUUGACAGUAUUUUUGCAGAUUAUACUGUUAAAAAGUUCAUAUGUUGACAUUGUUUUUUCUUAUUGUCUUUUAAGCGGGUUUGUAAUUCACAAUUUGUAAUAACAACAAUUUUGAUCUUCAA